Messenger RNA from Vigna radiata var. radiata (mung bean), 2074 nucleotides. RefSeq names its product heat stress transcription factor A-7a. The record is from RefSeq and is a predicted model, not a curated record. The transcript is spliced from 2 exons. The coding region runs from base 360 to 1436 and encodes 358 amino acids. Gene Ontology annotation, cellular component: nucleus. Lineage: Eukaryota; Viridiplantae; Streptophyta; Magnoliopsida; Fabales; Fabaceae. Gene Ontology annotation, molecular function: DNA-binding transcription factor activity; RNA polymerase II cis-regulatory region sequence-specific DNA binding. Gene Ontology annotation, biological process: regulation of transcription by RNA polymerase II.
UUUAUGUGGUUCAGUUAUAUUCCUUGGUAGGAUACAACCAACUCCUUCUAACUGCAUAAACGACUUAUUUUCUCAAAGGAGAAAGGGUUAUCCCACAAAACAAAACUUAAUCAUUUUCAUUCAUAACCUUUCUCUUCAAUCCCCUUUUGAUUCUGCCGUAUACUUUCUUCGUUCUAACAUAUUUGUACUUUUUCUCCCUUUUCCUCCUGGUUAUAGUUUCUCCUUCUUCCCUUUUAAUACUCAUCAGUUUUAUACUCUAUGGUUAAGUGCAAAUUUGCUUACUGGCCAAGUUACCAAUCUGUUCUAGAACCAUAUAACAAAUCCACAAAACCCAUUAAGUUAAUUAGAAAAAUUGAAGAAUGAAUUAUAUAUAUCCAGUGAAAGAAGAAUGCUUGGAAUCAUCACUACCACCAUCAUCAUCAUCAUAUCAGUUAGGUAAUGAGUAUCCACCAAAGCCCAUUGAGGGACUUCAUGACGCUGGACCACCACCAUUCCUCACAAAAACUUUUGAUGUUGUUGAUGACCCAGUUACCAACCACGUAAUUUCUUGGAGCAGAGACGGCACAAGCUUUGUGGUCUGGGAUCCGCAUACCUUCUCUGCAAUUCUCCUUCCCAGAUACUUCAAGCACAGCAAUUUCUCAAGCUUUGUCAGGCAACUAAACACUUACGGUUUUAGGAAAAUUGAUCCAGAUAGAUGGCAGUUUGCAAACGAAGGAUUCAUCAGAGGGCAUAAGCAUUUGUUAAAAAGCAUAAGGAGAAGGAAGACACCUUCCCAACUAACACAAAGUCACAGUGUUGAAGUUGGACGUUUUGAAUUAGACAAAGAGGUUGAUCGUUUGAAGCACGACAAGAUAGUGUUGAUGAUGGAGCUUAUGAAUCUAAGACAGCAGCAGCAGAAAGCCAGAAUGUGCAUUAAGGAGAUGGAGCAAAGGUUACAAGUGACUGAAUUCAAGCAGAAACAUAUGAUGGCUUUCUUAGCUAGAGCAAUAAAAAAUCCUGCCUUCAUACACCAACUCCAAAAGAAAGAGAAGAGAAAGGAUCUUGAAGAAGCCUUGACUAAAAAGAGAAGACAAAUUGAGCAAGGAGUUAGAGGUAUUGGAGAAUCAAGUAGUAGGGGUGAAGGAAGGAGCAGUGUUAAAGUUGAGGCCUUGGAAUUUGCGGGGUGCGAUUGUGAUUUUGGAGUGUCAGAGUUAGAAAAGUUAGCUAUGGAAAUGCAGGGAUGUGGAAAGGGUAGGAUAGACCGGGAGGUAGAAGAACCUGAGGCACUAGAAUCACAAGAGAGACUGGAUAGAGUACUUGAUGAAGAGUUUUGGGAAGAACUGAUGUUCAGUGAGAAAUUUGAUGGUCGAUUUGACAUUCCAACUGCUGAAGAUAACGAUGAAGAUGUUGUCAACAUAUUGGCCAAUGAACUUGGUUGCUUGGAUUCAAGUCAUUAAAUGAACCACUGAAUCAUUUAACCUUUUCAUUUUGUUCACUAGGUUCAAGACUUCAACUAAGUCUAGUAUAAAGGAAGCGCAUAUGGGGCAGCCUAAUUGGCAAGACAGUAAAUUACAAGAAGGGAAAUAGUAUUAUCUUUGGUGUUUCUAUUCUAACUUCAUUACAUGUCCUUUUGUAGCACUUGGUAAAACCCCAUAUUCUCACUUUUCUCAUUGUAAUUGUUUGAUGAGGUAGGUUGCUGAUGGCGCUUGGACAAGAGUCUUUGGUAGUGAUAGCAGUCACUACAUAUACCCAAUUAAGGUUCAGUUUUUUAAACCCCUUUCAAACACUAUGUUUGUGUCAACCCAGAUAUGUCGACUGCUUGUUGUAAUUAUUCUUUACCUCAAUGAAUGUAGAUUAAUCAGAAGAUGUAGAAUGGACAAGAAAUAGCUGUUCUCCAACAAUAGUAACUGAGGAUCACGAAGCAGGUUAAGGUUGUCGCUUUGAUUUUGUUCUCCCUCCUAAAAUUUUUGUGUAUAUCCUUAGAGAAAGAACACGUAAUGGAUGAUGUCACUCAUGUACUAUCUACUUGGGUUUCAUCAUCAUCACAUGUUCAUGAUUUGCCGUCUUCAAGAUGAGUAGCGUUAAACAUGUUCAA